AUGGAGUAUGGGGGCCCCGGCUACUGGAUCAAGAUGCAACGGCCAGCGAUGGAAGGCGGCUACGACUUUGCCAGCACCGGAGAGUGCGUCAUGCAGCCGCGGCAAGCGUGGCCCGCGAAGCUCAGGGAGUGGGUGGAGAGCAGCCUCAAGUACACGGCCACGGAUGCCUCUCGAGACCUGCAGAUGGCAGCCUCAAACCACGGGCAGGGCCGGCUGCUAAGCGCCGAGGAGAUGUUUGCCGAGGGGGGCUUCCUGAGCAAGUUGGGCUCAUGGCUUGAGCGGGCCCAUGAGGUGCAGGGUUGCCUAGCGUCAGCUCGCAAUCUUGCAAUGCGUCUUGAAGAGCUUGGCGCCGCCGGCUCCGGAAAUGGCUGCGACCUUCCAGUGGGCCUGUGGGCCCAAAAGCUCCAUGACGACUUCCUCCGUCUCUUCGGCUUUCCAGUCCUAGACUUCUUCCCCGGCGUGCCUUAUGUGGGGAACUUCUCCGUCAUGCGGAAGCUCUACGAGGCCGGAAGCCCGGAGGCUCUGGCAGGCGGUGCCUUUGCUAAGGCAAGCGCCAAGGCCGCGCACACCGAGCACGGCCUCCUGGCGGCUUGGCACAUCUUGGCACAUUUGGCGCUGGAAGUGUGUCCGCAGGAAUUGAGUUUGGACACGCAGCGAGAGAUUCCCAUGCAAUGUGUUAGAGAGCUUCAUCCCAUCUUCAUCCCAUCAAACUCCUCAGCGGCUCCACAUGCACCGCAGGUGAAGGCCGCAGUGGUGCCGAGAUCGCAUGGGGCGUCGGCCUGCAAGGGCGCCCGCGGUCUCCAGGAGUCCCUUGGUUCCCGGCCCGAGUUCGGCCUGGACUGUAGAGAAGGUUUGCAUUCACUAAGAAACGGCACCAUGCCGCCUCGAGCAAGGCACAAUGCAAAGUUUUGA
Molecule: messenger RNA, 912 nt
Organism: Symbiodinium natans
Lineage: Eukaryota; Dinophyceae; Suessiales; Symbiodiniaceae
Source: the annotation of a GenBank genome assembly